CUUUCAAGAACUGUCAUCGGUCACGCCUUACUAGAUCUGUCAAGUAAAUGUCAACACGUUGAGCAAGCAAACCGCGACAGUGUCGUGAUAGGAAACUCGUUUAUUUUUUUAGUUUUUAAUUAUAAAUAGACCUAAAAUGUAUUACGUAAAGUGCAAAAACUUGAUCUAUAAUCAAUAAUACGUUUUUAAUUUAGUAUUUCAUUUGUGUAGAAUAAGUUAAAACAGUGAAAAUGUUCAAUUACAAGUACCUCAGCCGCGAACACCUUGAAGGGUUCGAUAAUUAUAAGUAUAUGGCCAUAGACACCAGUCCCCUGAGUGUGUAUGUUAUGCAUCCUUUUUGGAACAAAGUUGUAGAGUUCGUACCAAAAUGGGUGGCACCCAACGUAUUAACGUUCGGCGGGUUUUUGCUCGUCGUACUGAACUUCCUACUUCUCUCGUACUACGACUACGAGUACUACGCCGCCAGUACGCCGCUGUACAACGAGACCGUCACCGAGUCGCCUUUGAACGGCCAUGUUGAAGUAAUACCGCAGUCCUUGUGGUAUUUCAUUGGGAUUUUCUUGUUCUUGGCUUAUACUUUGGAUGGUAUUGACGGCAAGCAAGCCCGUCGCACUCAGACCUCAGGUCCACUCGGAGAGCUGUUCGACCACGGCCUAGAUUCAUACACAGUAUUCUUUAUACCUGCCUGCCUGUACUCCAUAUUCGGCCGGCUAGACUACUCUAUACCGCCUAUCAGAAUAUACUACGUGAUGUGGAAUCUCCUGCUGAACUUCUACAUCAGCCAUUGGGAGAAAUACAACACCGGCGUGCUGUUUCUACCCUGGGGAUACGACUUCAGUAUGUGGGCAUCAACAGCGUUCUUCCUAUGGACGGGUGUGAAAGGCACGGGUUUCUACAAGAAGUAUAUAUUCGCCGGGUACACAUUAGCGAACGUCUUUGAAGUAUUAAUCUACGCCACGGGAGUCGUCACCAACUUACCGGUCGCUCUCUAUAAUAUUUUCAAGUCAUACAAACUGCGCACAGGCAAGAUGCGUUCGACAACGGAGGCGUUGCGCCCCCUGUGGUCGUUUGUAACGAUGUUGGUGGUCUGCUCCGUGUGGGUGCACAAGUCGAGCCGACUGCCCGAGUACGACCUCAGGGUGUUGUUCCUUCUCAUCGGGACGCUGUUCAGUAAUGUUGCUUGUCGCCUAAUAGUAAGCCAGAUGAGCAACCAGCGCUGCGAGUCGGUGAACGUGUUGCUCUGGCCGCUGUCGGCGGCGGCCGCCCUGUCGCUGCUGCAGCCGCAGUACGAGCCUACCGCCUUCUACGGCGUCACCUUACUCACUGUACUCGCGCAUAUACACUACGGGGCUUGUGUUGUACGUCAAAUGUGCGAUCACUUCAGAAUAAACUGUUUCUACAUAAAGCAGAGGUCAGAUUGACUCUUAGACGACAAUGCGUGUUAGUAACAUAACAUUAAAAUACAGGUCCCAUCAGUAACUUAACAACAUCAUGUACACUCGGCCUUACAUAACCUAAACUUAACAAUGUGGGGACUAGAUUAUUUUAAAAAUGUCACUAGCAAACCCCGCGACCUCCGUUUUGCCACAAAGAGUUUCUCUGUUUUCCUGCUUUUCUUUUAAAUUUUAACUUUUAAACGAAUGCAAAACCGUAGAAAUCGGUUCCAGCGUUCUUUAGGAAGGAAACCCCGACUUAUUUUUAUAUAACAGAUUAGAAAACUUGAAACGGGAUAUUUACCACGUUGCCAUGUUUAUUAAUUUCUAUGAGUUUCGAGUUCAUCCGUGAUCAUGGCGCUUGCAUCAGUGCCGAAUAAUCGGAAACUCAUAUAAAUUAAUAAACGUUUUAAGUUCUAAUGAUAUUGUAAGUGACCAUGUCAGUUUAAAAGGUUAUAUUUAAAAAAUAUUAUAUUAUAUGUAUUUAAGGUUCAAAUUAUUAAUUAAUAUUUGACUGUUGUUUACUUAUAAUAUCGUCUCGGACCAGUGACAAGGUUUCCACACUGUUGGCGAUAGUGUAAGGCGCUCUUUGCAAGACUCUAAAUCUCAGUGGCGCCAUCUGGUCAUAACAAAAGAUAAAUAUUAUUUGAUACCAGUGAAAUAUUCAAAAUCGUAGUUUGGAAAAACUGUUGCUCUUUAAAAUAAUCUAGUUUCCAUAAUUACAUCACAUUGGGCUGUUUAUUUUGUUAUUAAAAAAAUAUUUUGAUAGUAAAAUAAACAUUCAAAACCACAAUAGAACUGCUUACUAGUAAUAAAUACUGUUCCUUCAAUUAAUUAAAAAAAAACUCUAGUUAUAGAAAAACAGAAAGUACAUUAUGUUGUUAUUAUUUUAAAAGAAAAAAAUGUUAUGUUAUUUUUAUAAGGAUUGUACACACAGGAGAUAAGUAUAUUUUAUGAAAUAAUCGUACAUACAUUCAACGUUACAUACAUACAUUAAAUACAUAUUCAAAUAAAAGUAUAAUAUUUGCUAUAACAUUUUGUGUAACUGUCAUCUGUCACUUUGACAUAUUGGUUUUUUUAAUAGUUUUUUUCACAAGUCAUAGUCAACCUUUUUUCAUAAUUAUGUAUUGUUUUUUGUGCCAAUGUGUACGUCUUUAUUUUAAAGGGUUUAUAACGCGCAUUGUCCUUUGAUUAUUUUUGUGAAAAUCCGGCCUUAACUGGUUUAUUUUUGAGGACUUUUGAAAUCAAGUUCUUAAUUUUUUAUGUUCUUAAGUUUUUACUUGAGUGUGAAUCAAAAAUGUUUUAAGUAUUAACAGGUUGUCUGUCUUUUUCGGUAUUUUUUUACCUAAAUAACCAUUUUUUUUUAAGUUGAGGAAUGAGUCAUUUAGUUCGUUUUGUUUAUGUAAUUUCUACCUAGUGUUUUGAAACAAAAUCUCCGCAAGAUCUGUAAAUUAAUUUAGGUAGCAUUAAACUUAUUUAUUUUUCCGUUUAUUUGGUGAAAUCGAAAUCAGUUGUUGAAUUAGUUGUUUCAAAAUUACGAAAUAUGUACUUUAGAAUUUAUAAAAUUAUUUUUUGUUUAACUCAUUCCUCAGUUUUUAUUAUAUGUACCUUAUUAGUGAACAACCUUAUAAGAAAAUGAGAACCUUCUCCUUUUUGGGAAGUCCGUUCAAAACUUUUUAACCGACUUUACAAAAAGAGGAGGUUGUCAAUUCGAGUGAUGUUUUUUUUUCUUGUAAGGUUAGGACAUCAAUAAAGUAAGAAUUUACUAUUUUACUUUUGUUAGUCGACCAAGUUAUUUUUUUAGUGAUAUUUGGUUUUAAUUAUUUAGUAUACCUACAUCAAUAAUUUCAACUACAAAAUUGCCGUUUCAUAGCGGCCAUUUCAUAAGAAAAUUAAAUAAUUGAAAUUAAAAUAUUUUAUUUUAUAAUUUAGUUUGUAAGUGAAAAAUGAGAUUUUAAGCAAAAUGUCGCAUUUUUUUCUUUAUUUUUAGCGUUAUAUGUGUAGCACCGCCUUAUUAAGCAAUUAGAUGUCGUUUUGUAUAUUUCGUCUUUAACAUAAAUUAAAUUUAAAUUAUUCAGUAUUUUUUAACCAAAAUUAUUGUACCUAUGUCUUUUCAAAUUCCAAAACUACUAAAAUAUACCUAUGUCUAAAACAUUUCCAAAAAAUAAGACUAUUAACAUAGAAAAAUUCCUUUAAAAAAUCAAUUUGAAAAAAUGUAUUGUUUAGUUAAAAUUCUAACCUAUUUUAAUGUUUGUUUUACUAACAAAUUAUAAAUAUUUUUACUCCCAAACUUACUAACGAAUGCUGGUACCUUCAGUAUUAAGUGAAUAAACCCACCAGUUAAACCUGUAAUAUUAUUUAAACCUCCUAUUUUAAUCAAAAAGAUUUCAUAUAUGUUUUAAUCAAAAUUAUUUGUUGAAUAAAAUGGAUAUAUUGUAUUGUAACCAAACUACUACACUACUACUACAAAAAAAACCGUACAUUUACGAUAAUUAUUGAGCAUUCUACUAUUUAUUCCAAUUGCUAAACAUCAAUGAAACAGUUUAAAAUCAUAAAGCUACCGUAAGAUGUCAGUUUUUUCUUAAAUCAUUCAUAUUAACGGUCAUUUUUAUACAAAAAACAUCAUGUUUUUCUUUAGAUAGUUUUUUUUUUUUAUAUAACUUCACAAUAAUAUUGAAUAAUAUCGGCUAUAUACUACUCAUUUUCUUAUUUAAUACUCAUAUAUUCGUCCCAUGUACAAGUAGCUGCGUAGCUCUGUAACUGUGUAGCACAAUAAAGGUAAGCGUCCGCAUCGCACGCAUCGUACGCAUUCCGUAUGACGUCAUCGGUACGCAUCGCAUGUAGGCAUUGCCGAUGAUGCGGUCCGUACGAUGCGGAUCAGUGGACGCAGUUGUAUGAGUUUCCAUACAAGACAAACAAAAAGCCGUUGCAUGCGAUGCGUACGAUGCGGAUCUGUGGACGCUUACCAUAAUUGACCAAUCCAAGGAAACAUGAAUUAAAACAUCAAAUAUUUUAUUUUGAACUUUAUUGACUAUGAGUUAUGCAAGUGAAAAUUUAUUUUAAUACAUAAGUAAUAAGGUCUAUAUUGCAAUGUGAGUUAUAACCAGCAAUAAGUACGAGAUUACGAUAAUAAAAUCAUUACAAAAUAAAGUGCCUGACAUUUAGUAAGGUAGACACUAGACAUCCAUAGUACGCUUUCAGCUAGGUUUAGACUUAGGUCAAACAUAAAUUAAUACCUAGGUAAUUAAAAAUAGUUGUCUUCAUUUUAUUGAAAAAAAAAACAUAAGUCUCUUAUUCUAUCCGCACUCACGACACAGAAGAAAAUCUUAGUCUGAAUUCAUCUUUUAAAUAAUUUUGCGGUAAUAACAUCAUGAGUUACCUAAAGUAUGGUAAAAAGAAUGGAUUUAUCCUGCUUUUUUUGUCGAUAUUCUUACUAAAUAUGACACAAUUACUAACCCUCUUAUAAAUAUACCUAGAUCCAAUAUCUAAUAAAUAAGUUACUAACAGAAAAAUCGACUAUUUGACUUUUCUUUCACCAUUUUUUUAGGGUUGGUCCCAUUAUGAAAAAUGGUUCUAGAUGAUUAUUGCGAAAAAAUAACCCCCUGUGUAAUGUCAAGUUUAUUAAAAGUUGUAUAGCUUCGUUUUCUAGAUAUAUUUGUACUAUUUGUAGUCGAUUAUGUUUAUUUAUUUUUAAAUUGUACCAUUUCUUUCAACAUUAUGUAGAUAGCUUGAAUUGGCUGACCAUGAUCAGUCAGAUAAGAUUUAAAUGGAUCAGUGCAUAAUAGAAUCAAUCAAUUAUACUUACCUACAUUCUAAGUAAAAAGCUUGUCCAAAUUGAACCUUUGCUUCAAGGAACCAAUCUACACUAUGAGAGUUUUAAGAAAAAAACAUAGUUUCAAUUUUGUAUACUUCAGGCCUUGUGGUAUGUACGAUUUUACUGCGCCUCAAUAAAAUCGGAGAAAAUGUGACAGCGGGGCUUGUAUUGUUGUAAGAAAUUAAUAAGUUUCUCUCAAGACCGUGGUAAGUGGCCGUUUUACAAAAAAAAAAAAAAAACCUAGUUAUUCGGUGAACUAAAGUUUGAUAAAAAUGGCUUUGUUUAAAAUCUGCAACUCUGUGUAGUGUUGGUUCCUUCUUGCGUAAAAGUCGAAUGAAUAAUUUUCUAUCUACAUGGUGUUGGAAAAAUGUGAAGCCAUUUUAUGAUUUUAUUAAUUAUAUUAGCCAGACUGUCUAAAUUUAAUGUUUUUGGUAUAUAAGUCGUGUGUUGUAAAUUAGAAAUUAAAUUAAGUGGAGAUUGUGUCUAACUUGAUAUGUUUGGGACCAGCUUUAGUUUUACAUGUUGAUUAAAUGGAAAUUACACUUACAAUAAAUUGUACAUGAGAUUUAAAGUGGAGAUUCAAUUGUAGUUUUCUAGUA
Spodoptera frugiperda (fall armyworm) is the source of this 5846-nucleotide messenger RNA. Its product is annotated as ethanolaminephosphotransferase 1. The transcript is spliced from 9 exons. The coding region runs from base 231 to 1421 and encodes 396 amino acids. Gene Ontology annotation, biological process: phosphatidylethanolamine biosynthetic process. Gene Ontology annotation, molecular function: ethanolaminephosphotransferase activity. The record is from RefSeq and is a predicted model, not a curated record. NCBI's taxonomy places the organism in Eukaryota, Metazoa, Arthropoda, Insecta, Lepidoptera, Noctuidae. Gene Ontology annotation, cellular component: Golgi apparatus; endoplasmic reticulum membrane.